Molecule: messenger RNA, 3958 nt
Organism: Ananas comosus (pineapple)
Lineage: Eukaryota; Viridiplantae; Streptophyta; Magnoliopsida; Poales; Bromeliaceae
Exons: 4
Coding region: 408-2828 (806 amino acids)
Source: RefSeq, a predicted model, not a curated record
UAAAUCCCGAUCCACACCUACCGAGCAUCACCCGUACUCUCCACUCUUAAGUCUCAACUCAAGCACCCUCCCCUCCUGCUUCGUCUUCUUCCUCAUCCUCAUCCACCCCUAGUCCUCUCCACACUCUCCGCCAUUUCCCCAUUGGAAUUGGGAAUCACAAGCCACAUUUGUAUCCGCGAUCGAUCGGAGAUCCAGUUGCGGAGUUGGAGUACCUCUCACGAGAAACAGAUCCGUUUCUUCUCCUCGGUGAAAUCCUUCCUACCUUUCCUAGUCCGGCAGGGAUCAGCAUUACUGCUAAAUAUAUUAGCGCAAGGAUUGAUAUUGGGAAAUAAUACCAUAUUGCUGCAUUUACAUGGAUUUUUGCAAAUGAAAAAAGCUUCAAUGGCUAUAUGAAAACACCGUAAAAAAUGCACACCGGAAACAAAGCAGAGCAUGAACAAACUUUGGCAAUGGGAUCUGAAGCGCAAGUCAGGAGGAACUCCUUACAGUAUCACUUCUCAGGGGUACCCAAGGAGACGACAUUACCGCCUAGAAGAAGCAGGAAUACAAAAUAUCAAGACCAUAAUACGGCCCUAAAAUUUGGGAAGCUCAGCAGGCAAGCAGUUCCUGAUCAAUAUUCUUCAAUCAAAAGCCCAAUCCACACUAUACCCUUGAAAAGUCACCAAAAGCCGUGGCCUGUUACUAAGGCAAGUGGUGCUGAUGAGCUCGUAAAACACAUGUCUAAUGUGCCAUCUUAUCUCCAGCACCGAAAAAGAGGAGACAAUCUUCAGGGGAAGGCUUUGAAUGUUGGAGUCCUUGAUUGGGGCCUUCUUGAAAGAUGGACAUGCAACAAAAGACAUGUUCUUAGCAGAAGUGAUAGAGAUUCGCCCUCUAGUAGUAACGAGUCAUCAUCGUUUUAUACAUUUGGAUCAUCUAACCAGUCCUGCGGAAGCACGGGUAGCCCCCUUCCUUGUGGCAAUGGAUCUCCUUCCGCGAAUGGACGGUUCAAUCCGUCUGUCGGUAUUAGGAACAAGAAAGAGAAAAAUAAAGCUUCAGAAUCAACUAGUAGAAAGGAGGAACCACCCUCAACAUUGGUGCUCAAGGUGGCAGGGGCUCAAGAUGGCACACUCAAUAGAGAAGAAAAUAUCCAGCACCACUUUAGUAGUCUACACUUGGGCAGAGAAGGGCAACAGAAUGGCUCCUUUGCUUUACCCAUGAGUGGAAAAUCUGUUUGGGAUCAUCUCGAACAACGAGUUGAUGGAAGCCGAAUCAGCUUUGAGUCCUCACCAACUAAAUAUAGAGGGCAGAUGGAGAGAAACUGCAAUGGCUUCUCAAUUGAAGUUCUUUGGGAUCUCCAACAGAUCGAUCAACCUAGUCAUAUUUCCCAUUCUUGUCCUCUCCCGGAUACAAGUUUAAUAGAUGAACCAGUCAUCAGUAACGGUUUUCUAACAGAAAACAUUUUACGAGGCAGUGAGGCAGAAUUGAAAACUGAACGGAAGAACAUACUCGAAGAACAUACAUCUAACAGGCCAAGUCAAGGUGAUGUGAGCACAAGUCUUGCUACUGAAAGAAAAUUGUACAGUCAUCACUCAAGUGUUGGACCUGCUGGAAUGAGUCGCAGUUCCAGUUUAAGGUAUGAUUCUUCUGUUCAACAGUUGGAACCAACUGGUUGUGGCAAUAAAUCAAACAACAGGGGUAGGCAGAGCCCACUGAGGAGGAUAUUAGAUCCAUUUAUAAAGCCUAAGAACCACAUGGACUUUUCCAGUUCCAUUUCGUCCUCACCUCGUCGCCUCUCUCAUGAGGCACGUUAUACUGGUAAGUCUAGUAGUUCGGAACGAUUGAACUCAUCAAAUGGGCCUUGUAGGUUAAUGGAUACAUGCGUUAAUUCCACUAGCCCGAGAAAGAGGCAAGCUCUUCUUCAACUAGCUUGGAAGAAUGGGUUGCCUUUGUUUAUGCUCUCGUCCAGUGGCAGUAAUAUUCUUGCAGCCACAGUAAGAAAGAAAAGCAUCUGUGACAAGAAUGAUUUAGAAUGUGUUUAUACAAUAUUUACUGUACAAGAAUCGAAGCGAAAAGGUCGCAUAUGGACUAAGCCAGGAAACAAAGGCAAGAAGCAUCAAUUCCUCUCUAGCGUCGUUGGUGAGAUGAAUGUUUCAUGUUCAAGGUCAAUGUUCCAUGAUUCAAAAGGAGAUCAUGUUGUCAGACAGUUUGUUUUGUUUGGUAGUGAACUUGUACCGACAUCCAACGGACCUACAGAUUCCCAAUUUAACUGUGAGCUUGCAGCCAUUCUUGUGAAGCAAGACUUGAAAACUAAGCAGAAUAAUCAGAGUUCUGAAUUAUCUAAUCUCGUAGCUAUACUUCCAAGAAGCAUUCAUGGGUUUUCAACUUCUGGGAAGCCCUCACCUUUGAUAGAAAGAUGGAGAUCCGGUGGAGCAUGCGAUUGUGGGGGGUGGGAUGAGGGUUGUGCUCUUACUAUACUCGCUGACGAGCUCCAGGACUGCAAAACUUCUGGUUCAGUCCGAAUUUGCGAUGAUGCAGAUGGUACUCAGCGAAUUGAAUUGUUUGUUCAGGGUCGAUCUCAAGAAAGUGGACAUCCCUUUAGCAUGAUUUCUUUCAAAGAAGGGUUGUAUACAGUUGAAUUUCAGGAAUCGAUUGCUUUACUUCAGGCUUUUGUGAUUUCAAUUGCAAUUCUUCACAGCAGAAGCCUUACAAAACAUCAAGCAGAGGUUAACGGCUUGCAGGAGCCAGUCGUUGCUGAUCUUGGAAAUAAGGCUUCUGCACAAAGUAAAGGUGGAGUUCAAACAAGCUAUGUACCGAAUUAUCCACCACUUUCUCCUGUUGGAAGAGCUUAAUUACAGACCUAAGCAAUAGGGUAGGAUUUCUCCCACUGUGGCGAGUCAGAAUCUCGAAUCGUGGGAACGGAAUCUGGUGCGGAGCGAACAUGGCGCGCUUCAAACGUGGGCUGCUUCCGUGGGCGACCGGCUGACCCGCAGCAGGCUGACCGAAGUUGUCCCUUUCCCCACACCCACAGCAGAAAUUAUUGCAGGGCCGGACGCCACUGGUCCCAUCACAGACGGCAGUUUUCAUGCUCGAUCAUCAUCAGCAGCAGCAUAGAAAUUUCAAAUCACCACAGUUAGCCUCGUACUUCAAAAUUAAUUAAAAUCAUUAAUUAAGAGGUCGAAGAUUUCAUCCGAAAAUCGAACAAUAGAUUGAGGGCAACGAAGGGAGUCAGAAAGAAAGCUAAUUGAAAGCCAAUUCAUUCCACAUACAGGCCAAUCAAUAUGUGGCGUAUGCCGAGACCCUGACGCAAAACCUAACACAACUAGAUUAUAUUCUAAUUAGAAGUUCAGUUUUUGGAAAUUACAUAAUCUAUGUUCAAAUCGUUCGUGCUUCAACUCCUUAUAGUUGUGUUAUAAAGUAUCCUACAGCUAUAUUUAGGCCCGGACCGGAGCUAAACCUGGGUUAACUAACUGACUAUAGUUCAGACCGGAUCUGACUAGGGCCCACGUUUAAGCCACAUUAUUUUAGGCCCACCCCAGCCCAGCCCAGUCCAAUGCAUCGCCAAACGCGAUCGUCCUAGUCUAGAAUCUCUAGAUGAGCAUGCUUUUUUUUCCUUUUAAAUAAAUAGUAAUAAAAUUCAAAUUCAAAUAGAGUAGGCUUUGGAUUCGAAUCGGCUAAGCGGGUUGAACAAACUAUAAAGUAAUAAUAAUAAUAAUAAUAAUAAUAAUAUAAUAAUAAUAAUAAUAAGGUUAAAAGGGAAAUAAAUAAAAUAAAUAAUUAAAGCCUAAUUGUUUUACCAACCAAACGAGGUGGAUUUUCUAGAGGCGAGCGAAGGUCGCUAUCAAUUCCAGCACUAUCUGGCCUGCCCCUUCUCCCCCUCCUCCUUUCUCCGCUCGGCCUCCUUCGCGAUCACGAUCCGUGUCAACCCCGCGUUCUUACUAUUACCUUCAAUUGACGAGACCAAGGAAGCGGAAGCGGAAGC